AUGGAGGAAGGAAGAACAUAUUAUAUGAAACUUGAAGCCUAUGUUCUGAAUGAGUGGCUUAAUGUUCUUCAGUCAGUCCAAAUCCCCUUUGCACUUAUUCCUUUGCUCUGUCUGAUGUCAAAGGAGCAGAUAAUGGGCAGCUUCAAAAUUGGCUCUGACCUCAAGGUAUGGCGCCCUUUUAUCUGCAUUUUGGUCACACUGGUCACUUAUCAGAUACCCAAUAUUGGUUUAUAUAUCUGGUAUGUGAAAAGGAAGCAUCUUAUUGAUGUUAGUGAAGUGUUUAGGGUACUUAAUGCUGAGAAGAAAUUUCGGAUAGCAUCUUAUAAUUGUCUUCAGCUGUUGAAAAGUAUGGGUAAGGAUAAGCAGAAAAGUAUAGAUGUGUUCUUUAAAAAGAAACUAGUCUCUGAAAGUGAAUCAAGUGAUGCUCUUACGAACAUAAUUUCUGAAAGUGAUGCACCUUCUCAUGAGCAACCUCCUUCCAAGUGUCGUAGAAUUGAACAUACUGAUGACAUUAUUACAGUCAAAAAUAAAAAUUUUGAACGUGAUACAGGCAAACGAUGUUCUUUUAGAGGGCAUGAUGAGACUAUUGAUUCAAGAAAUAGGGGUAAUUUUAUUGAAAUGAUCAAACUUUUGGCAUCUUACAAUGAAAAAGUUGCAGAUGUCGUUCUAAAGAAUGCUCCAUUGACGGCCAAGUAUACCUCACCUCAAAUACAAAAGGAGAUUUUAUAUGUUCUAGAAAACAAAGUGCGAAAGCAGAUUCGCAAAGAUAUUGGGGAUUCUAAGUUUUGUAUUAUUGUGGAUGAAGCACGUGAUGAAUCUAAAAGGGAACAAAUGGCUCUUAAUAUCUGUGGCCAAGGAUAUGAUGGUGCUAGUAACAUGUGUGGUGAAUGGAAUGGAUUGCAAGCAUUAUUUGUUAAUGAAUGUCCUUGUGCGUAUUAUGUGCAUUGUUUUGCUCAUCGAUUACAAUUAGCCUGGAUUGCUGCCUCUAAGGAAUUUUCUUCUAUUUAUCAAUUCUUUCAGAAUUUGAAUUUCAUCAUUAAUAUUAUCACUGCAUCUUCUAAACGUCAUGAUCAAUUCCAAGCUGCCCAGAUUUCAGAAUUUGAACGUUUGCAGACUAUUGGUGAGCUUGAAACUGGUACAGGUUCUAACCAAGUAGGUACACUAAAGCGGGCUAGUGAUACUAGAUGGGGUUCUCAUUUUUAUUCUAUAUGCAGUCUUCAACGAGGGUAUAAUGAAUCAUGUUCAGUACUUGAAAAAAUUCGCCGCGAAGGCUCAAAUUACUCUCAAAGAGAAGAUGCUACUGCAGCGUAUAAGAUGAUCACUUCGUUUGAGUUUAUCUUUACUUUACUUUUGAUGAAGGAGAUCAUGGGCAUCACUGAAAUUCUUUGUCAAGCAUUGCAACAAAAAUCUCAAGAUAUUUUGAAUGCUAUGCAAUUAGUUUCAAGUACAAAGGAACUUAUUCAAGAAUUGCGAGAUGAUGGUUGGAAAAGAAUACUUGAAAGUGUUGUUAAUUUCUCUAAGCUUCAUGAAAUAGAUGUUCCAGAUCUUAAUGCUCAAUAUAUUGAAGGUCGUGGCCGUCGACAGCAUGAUCAAAUAACUAUUGAGCAUCAUUAUCAUUUUGAUAUCUUUAAUUCAACCAUUGACUUUCAAUUACAAGAAUUAAAUAUAAGGUUUACUGAGCAAACAACGGAACUUUUAUCACUUAGCUCUUCAUUAGAUCCGAAGAAUGGUUACAAAGCACUUAAUGUUGAUGAUAUUUGUAGCCUUGCAGAGAAAUAUUAUCCUCUUGAUUUUUCUGAGCAAGAGAGAAUUAAUUUGAAUUGUCAAUUGAAGCAUUUUCACAAGGACAUCCCAAAACAUCCAGAACUUCAAAAUUUAUCUUCAAUUUCUGAGUUGUGUCAAGGAUUAGCUAAGACAGGAAAGUCAAAUUCUUAUCAUUUGGUUGAUAGGCUAAUUCGUCUUAUCUUAACGCUACCAGUUUCAACAGCAAAUGGUGAACGUGCAUUCUCAGCAAUGAAAAUUGUGAAAACAAGGCUUCGAAACAAAAUGGAUGAUGAAUUUCUUGCAAAUAAUUUGGUUGUGUAUGUUGAAAGAGAUAUUGCUGAAACUUUUACUACAGAUUCGAUCCUUGAAGAUUUCGUUAAUUUAAAAGAGCGUCGCUUACAAUUUUAG
Gastrolobium bilobum is the source of this 2172-nucleotide messenger RNA. RefSeq lists its product as uncharacterized. Gene Ontology annotation, molecular function: protein dimerization activity. NCBI's taxonomy places the organism in Eukaryota, Viridiplantae, Streptophyta, Magnoliopsida, Fabales, Fabaceae. The coding region runs from base 1 to 2172 and encodes 723 amino acids. The transcript has 6 exons. The record is from RefSeq and is a predicted model, not a curated record.